CUUCAACAAGUCUAUGGGUGAACCUCAAUCCUUCAACAAGUCUAUGGGUGAACCUCAAUCCUUCAACAAGUCUAUGGGUGAACCUCAAUCCUUCAACAAGUCUAUGGGUGAACCUCAAUCCUUCAACAAACUUGUAAUGGGAGGCUCUCAAAGACAGCUUGAACUGCAACUACAAGAUAUUCUUCAGAAACAAAAGGAACUUCUCCAGCAAAGUCAACUUUUGAAUUAUAUUCUGCGAGACCUUAAUAAUCAGAUGUACACAAGUAAUGCAUUAACAAGCCUGAAGAUUAGUCAACAGAAAGAAGAAGUUCAACUACAGUUGGCUGAAAUAAGAACUGCCUUGGAGAAGAAACAGGCAGAAUACCUGAAAAUAUGCCAGACACUAUCAGACCUAAGGAGUACUUAUACUUCUAAACUAACAAAACCUUGUGAAGAUCAGAAGAGAAGAAAUAGAGGAGGAAAAAGAAAAAAAGGGAAUCGCCAUGAAAUUUCAAAGUGUUUAAGUGGUAAUUGCAACAAAUGCUCUUUCUGCGAAGAAUUAAAAACACCUUCGUCAUCCACCCAUUCUGAUGGAUCAAAGGAUGCAUCCACUUCUAAAGGUUUGUAUUAUUACAGAAUAAUGUUGCAUCCCACUUUGUAA
Molecule: messenger RNA, 640 nt
Organism: Saccoglossus kowalevskii
Lineage: Eukaryota; Metazoa; Hemichordata; Enteropneusta; Harrimaniidae
Source: RefSeq, a predicted model, not a curated record